Sinocyclocheilus rhinocerous is the source of this 3306-nucleotide messenger RNA. RefSeq names its product membrane-associated guanylate kinase, WW and PDZ domain-containing protein 2-like. NCBI's taxonomy places the organism in Eukaryota, Metazoa, Chordata, Actinopteri, Cypriniformes, Cyprinidae. The coding region runs from base 1 to 3306 and encodes 1101 amino acids. Gene Ontology annotation, biological process: signal transduction; receptor clustering. The record is from RefSeq and is a predicted model, not a curated record. The transcript is spliced from 18 exons. Gene Ontology annotation, cellular component: cytoplasm; cell-cell junction; dendrite. Gene Ontology annotation, molecular function: SMAD binding; beta-1 adrenergic receptor binding; signaling receptor complex adaptor activity.
AUGGAACAAAGUGGAAACUAUCACAGACAUAUUCUCGCAGCUCUACAGGCGAUCGCUUUGAGGUCAGGAGGUGUUGUGGAUAAAGAUCUCAGGCAGUAUCUCAACCUGCGUUUCCAGAAGGGCUCUUUGGACCAUGAGCUGCAACAAAUAAUUCGGGACAACCUCUAUCUUCGUACGGUACCCUGUACAACCAGACAGCCUAAAGAAGGAGAGGUUCCGGGAGUAGACUACAACUUUGUGACCGUUGAGCGGUUUGUGGAAUUGGAGAGAAGUGGAGCUUUGCUGGAAAGUGGAACUUAUGAAGAUAACUAUUACGGCACCCCGAAGCCCCCGGCAGAGCCCAGCCCACUGCUGCUGAAUGUAGCUGAGCAGCUGUUGCCAGGCGCUACACCCAGAUCACAGGGCAAACGCAGACGUAACAAGUCCGUCAGCAACAUGGAGAAGGCUGGCAUCGAGCCGCCCGAAGAGGAAGAGGAGGAGAGGCCCGUCAUCAACGGCAACGGAGUGGCCAUCACCCCAGAGUCCAGUGAACAUGAAGACAAGAGUACAGACGCCUUAGGAGAGAUGCCCACCACAUUCCCCUCCGAGACUUCCACAGAUGCCCCUGAAGAAGAGACAGAACCACCAAAAUCACCGCUCAAACUGGACGAGAAUGACGAGUUGGAUCCUCUGCCAGAUAACUGGGAGAUGGCUUACACUGAGAAAGGAGAAGUGUACUUUAUAGACCACAAUACGAAGACGACGUCCUGGUUGGACCCCCGGCUUGCGAAGAAAGCGAAGCCCCCUGAAGAAUGCAAAGAGAACGAGCUUCCUUAUGGCUGGGAGAAAAUCGAUGACCCUGUUUAUGGAACCUACUAUGUUGAUCACAUAAACCGAAGGACUCAGUUUGAGAAUCCAGUUCUAGAGGCCAAGAGAAGAUUGCAACAGCAGCAGCAGAUGCAGAGUCAGGGCUUGUCCUCUCUCCCCCUGCCUACAGUCUACAGAGAGAAGCCUCUGUUCACGCGGGACCCCACGCAGUUGAAGGGCAGCUUUCUGUCUACAGCCCUACAGAAAAGCAACAUGGGAUUUGGCUUCACUAUCAUCGGUGGUGACGAACCAGAUGAGUUCUUACAGGUCAAAAGUGUCAUACCGGACGGGCCUGCUGCACAGGAUGGGAAAAUGGCUACAGGAGAUGUGAUUGUCUACAUUAAUGACGUCUGUGUCCUGGGCACCACCCACUCUGAUGUGGUGAAGCUUUUCCAGUCAGUGCCAAUCGGACAAAGCGUAACCCUCGUCCUUUGCAGGGGUUACCCUCUUCCGUAUGACCCGGAGGACGCAGCCAGCACUUUGCUGUCCCCCCUCAGUCUAAUUGAUCGCCCUCUGCUGGUCAACGGACGGAAUAGCUAUGACAGCUACAUGGAGUACAUCUCCCGCACCGCUCGCUUCGUUGACCCAAUCCAAACGAUGUUGGUGCACCCUCACCCUGGAGACACCCACCUGGACGCCGGACUGCUGGAGGACAGUGUCUCAGUGGCGUCGUCAGGGGCGGCCGGAGGAGAGCUGCUAACAGUUACCAUGGUGAAAGGGGCGGAUGGGUUUGGAUUCACCAUAGCAGACAGUAAUGGAGGACAGAGGGUGAAGCAGAUUCUGGAGGCGCAGGGGUGCCCGGGGCUGUGCGAGGGCGAUCUGAUUGUGGAAAUUAACCAGCAAACCGCGCUAACGCUGUCACACACACAGGUGGUGGAGCUGCUAAAAGAGUGUCCUGUUGGAGCUGAGGCCACGUUGGUUGUGCAGAGAGGACGGGCAGAGCCAGGGCUUCCUCGAGGAGCUCUCCUAGCUGACCCUUCCGAGUUCCAGGAGGUGGAGGUGCACUUGCGCAGACAGAAGUCCGGUUUUGGCUUCAGGAUCCUGGGCGGAGAGGAACCAGGACAGCCUGUGAGUCCGGAGGUUCAGGAGAAGGCCCUUUCCGUAUAUAGUUUAAAGAGAGUCUGUAGUAACCGUGCUGUACAUUUACAGAUCUUGAUUGGUGCAAUCAUCGAGAAGAGCCCAGCAGAUAAAGACGGGCAUCUCCGGCCAGGAGACGAGCUGAUGUCAGUCGAUGGGAUCCCUGUGGCUGGAAAACCCCACCGUUACGUCAUUGACCUCAUGCACGGGGCGGCCCGGACUGGGCAGGUUAAACUCACUGUGCGACGGAGAAUUCAGUCCACAGGUGAACACUGUCCAGAGAAUGGCCGCAGUCCUGGAUCGACCCAGCACAGUUCCCCGAGGAGUGACUUCAACUCCAAAAUGUUCUAUAACAACUCCGCCCCCUUGCAAAACUCUGCCCCAUCCACCACAGGCUCCUCCCCACCAGACACUGUAGCCAAUCACAAUCUGCAGUCUAGUGAUGUCACCAUCCAGCGCAAGGAGAGCGAAGGGUUCGGAUUCGUUAUUAUCAGUUCACUGAACAGGCCUGAAUCUGCGGCUGCUGCUGCCGUACCCCAUAAGAUUGGCCGGAUCAUUGAGGGAAGUCCAGCAGACCACUGUGGGAAGCUCAGGGUUGGAGAUCGUAUUUUGGCCGUCAACAAUCAGUCUAUCGUCAACAUGCCACACGCCGACAUCGUCAAACUGAUCAAGGACGCGGGACUCAGCGUCACACUCAGGAUCAUCCCUCAGGAGGAGACAAACAGCACGCCUUCUGCAGGCAGCUCAGAGAAGCAGAGCCCUAUGGCCCAGCCCAGUCCAGUUUGCCAACCCAGCACUGUGAGCCAGACGGGUGCUGCCCAUCCACCCAACUCCACCCCUCAACCCAACUCUGCACUUCAGCCCGGCCCCAUAAUGCAGCCUAGUUCAGAAGCACAACCGAGCCCUGUCACUCAAACCAGCCCAGCUAAUCAGCCCAGCUCAGUGACCCAACAGAACCCGCCCACCCAGCCAUCCGCAGUGCCAGUACAGAUCUACAGCCAUGACACCAGGUCAGAGGUGAAAGCAAGACAGGAUGUAAAACCUGAUAUUCGGCAGCCGUUCACUGACUACCGGCAGCCCCCGGUGGACUACCGACACCCUCCUGUAGCAGACUACCGACAACCACCAACGCUCGAUUAUAGACACCCCCCGCUGCUGGACUACAGACAGCUGUCCACUGACCCUCGCACCUUCCCCUUACCCGACUACAGGAUGCCACAGGUUGGUGAUCAGAUCAUUGAAAUAAAUGGGGAGAGCACGAGGGAUAUGACCCACGCUCGGGCCAUUGAACUCAUCAAAUCGGGUGGCCGUAGAGUUCGCCUGCUGCUCAAGAGAGGCACAGGGCAGGUCCCUGAGUAUGGUAGGUUUACACAGACUGUCUGA